UUCCUAUAAAGAAGAGGUCGGAGAGAGUUUCGUUUCAGAGACGGAGACACAGACGCCAAGAGAGAGAGAGCGAAAGAGAUUAAUCUCUGAGAUUAAUUAUGGCCCAGCUGAAGGCAAUUUCUCCUUGUUCAUCCACAAAUCUUGCUCUUCACCCACCCAAGAGAGGGUCAUUGCUGUAUAAUGGCAAAGUAUUCUGCCCCAGGAAUUUGUCUUCGUUCCCAGAGUUGGCAGCUAGAACGAGUGAGCUCCAUGGUCAUGCUAUUGCAACUACUAGUAACAGCAGAAAUAUUACAAAGUCUCAUAACAAUCAAGUUAUACAAGCAAUUCUGCAGAGUGAGAGGGACAUUCAAAUUUCUGGAGCUACAAAGGUUAGAGGGUUACGUGGUCAACUCGAUAAAGUUGUUCUAGCCUAUAGUGGUGGCUUAGACACAUCUGUCAUUGUCCCAUGGCUAAGGGAGAACUAUGGCUGUGAAGUUAUUUGCUUUACUGCGGAUGUUGGUCAGGGUAUAGCUGAAUUGGAAGGCUUGGAGAAGAAAGCUAAAGCCAGUGGGGCUUCUAAGUUAGUGGUGAAGGACUUGAGGGAGGAAUUUGUACGAGAUUACGUAUUUCCUUGCUUGAGAGCUGGGGCAAUUUAUGAGAGGAAAUAUUUGCUGGGAACUUCGAUGGCACGCCCUGUUAUUGCAAAAGCCAUGGUGGAUGUUGCCAGAGAAGUUGGAGCUGAUGCUGUCUCUCAUGGAUGCACAGGAAAAGGAAAUGAUCAGGUUCGCUUUGAGCUUACUUUCUUUGCUCUGAAUCCCAAGCUAAAUGUUGUAGCUCCUUGGAGGGAAUGGGAUAUUAGAGGAAGAGAAGAUGCUAUUGAAUAUGCUAGGAGGCAUAAUGUGCCCGUCCCAGUCACAAAAAAAUCCAUAUACAGCAGGGACAGGAACUUAUGGCACCUUAGCCAUGAGGGCGACAUUUUGGAAGACCCGGCAAGCGAGCCUAAGGAGGAUAUGUACAUGUUGACAGUGGACCCAGAAAGAGCUCCAAAUGAGCCAGAAUAUGUUGAAAUUGGGAUAGAAUCGGGUUUUCCUGUUGCAAUCAAUGGGAAGAGGCGUUCUCCGGCAACUCUACUUGCUGAGCUCAACGAGAUUGGUGGGAGGCAUGGAAUUGGCCGAGUUGACAUGGUUGAAAACCGACUCGUUGGUAUGAAAAGCCGUGGAGUCUAUGAAACUCCGGGUGGGACAAUCCUUUUCACCGCUGUACGAGAGUUGGAGUCUUUAACUAUCGAUCGAGACAGCAUGCGAUUUAAGGAUGUGAAUGCCCUCACAUAUGCAGAGCUAGUGUAUGCUGGCAGAUGGUUUGACCCACUUCGCGAGUCAAUAGAUGCAUUCAUGGAGAAGAUUACCGAGACUACAACAGGUUCAGUUAGACUCAAACUGUUCAAAGGUUCUGUUACUGUAGCAGGCCGACGGAGCCCUAAAAGCAUGUACAUGCAAGAUCUCUCUUCUUUUGAGGACAGCAUGAUGUAUGAUCAAGCUGAUGCUGCUGGAUUUAUACGACUUUAUGGUCUUCCAACAAAGGUUCGAUCAAUGCUUAAGCGGGGUAUCUAAGGUGAUCAGGCUGAGGCUGAUGGGUUUAUACAGCUUUACGGUCUUCCAUCGAAGGUUCAAUCAAUGCUUAAGCGGGGUAUCUAAAGCUUGUCCCCCUUUGUUUUGUCUUUCUGAUCACCAAUCCAUUUGGAUUAGUUUAAUAAUUGCUAUUAGGUUCUUAGGAUUUACCAUCUAUUUAGUGUUCCCUCUUGUGACGUGUUAAUUUUGUGAUUGAUUUGGACAACAAUGGAAGCCUUAUUUAUUCUUCUUUUUUCUUC
This is a messenger RNA of Corylus avellana, 1846 nucleotides long. RefSeq names its product argininosuccinate synthase, chloroplastic. Gene Ontology annotation, biological process: urea cycle; L-arginine biosynthetic process. Gene Ontology annotation, molecular function: ATP binding; argininosuccinate synthase activity. The record is from RefSeq and is a predicted model, not a curated record. Gene Ontology annotation, cellular component: cytoplasm. Lineage: Eukaryota; Viridiplantae; Streptophyta; Magnoliopsida; Fagales; Betulaceae.